Messenger RNA from Penicillium mononematosum, 219 nucleotides. RefSeq lists its product as uncharacterized. The record is from RefSeq and is a predicted model, not a curated record. The coding region runs from base 1 to 219 and encodes 72 amino acids. The transcript has a single exon. NCBI's taxonomy places the organism in Eukaryota, Fungi, Ascomycota, Eurotiomycetes, Eurotiales, Aspergillaceae.
AUGGCCCCGCGUCCUCAAUAUGACCCAGCAUUGUCACGAUGGGCCGAAGAUAUGGCCGAGCUAGAUCAGUUUGAACUUCCUAAUGUGCGAACUAUUGCCAGGAACCUGGAGGUUUUACGCACCCAGUCGCAGACACACCCGAACGCGCGCUACAUGUUGGUCAAUGGACUGAUUCCCGCAUAUCACUCGAUCAAGUCGGUUUCGAUUGCAAACACUUAA